Messenger RNA from Lolium rigidum, 1615 nucleotides. RefSeq names its product guanine nucleotide-binding protein subunit beta. Lineage: Eukaryota; Viridiplantae; Streptophyta; Magnoliopsida; Poales; Poaceae. The record is from RefSeq and is a predicted model, not a curated record. The transcript has 6 exons. Gene Ontology annotation, cellular component: heterotrimeric G-protein complex; cytoplasm. Gene Ontology annotation, biological process: G protein-coupled receptor signaling pathway. Gene Ontology annotation, molecular function: signaling receptor complex adaptor activity; protein binding. The coding region runs from base 162 to 1304 and encodes 380 amino acids.
CGGCCAGUUGGGCUCCUCCCGCCGCCGCCGCCGCCGCCUCUUUCUCCUGUUCACCCCGAGCCCCCUCAAGCUCUGAGCUUUAACAUUGGAUCUCCCCCCCACAUGCCCAGAGCCAAGUAGAUCCCCACCAGCGCGCGAAUCCCGAGGCGGACCCCCCGGCCAUGGCGUCCGUGGCGGAGCUCAAGGAGCGGCACGCGGCGGCGACGGCCUCGGUGAACUCCCUGCGGGAGAGGCUCCGCCAGCGGCGGCAGACGCUCCUCGACACUGACGUGGAGAAGUACUCCAAGGCGCAGGGCCGGACGGCGGUGAGCUUCAACCAGACGGAUCUGGUCUGCUGCCGCACGCUGCAGGGACACAGCGGAAAGGUAUAUUCUCUGGAUUGGACUCCUGAAAAGAACUGGAUAGUCAGUGCCUCACAAGAUGGAAGACUAAUUGUAUGGAAUGCUUUAACAAGUCAGAAAACACAUGCCAUAAAGCUACACUGUCCAUGGGUGAUGACAUGUGCUUUUGCACCCAAUGGUCAAUCUGUUGCCUGUGGUGGUCUUGAUAGUGCAUGCUCUAUAUUUAAUCUUAACUCACAAGUGGACAGGGAUGGGAACAUGCCAGUAUCAAGAGUACUUACUGGACACAAAGGCUAUGUUUCGUCUUGUCAGUAUGUCCCAGAUCAGGAAACCCGCAUGAUUACAGGCUCAGGUGACCAAACGUGUGUCCUGUGGGAUGUUACUACUGGCCAAAGGAUAUCCAUUUUUGGGGGUGAAUUUCCAUCAGGCCAUACAGCUGAUGUGUUGAGUCUGUCCAUCAACUCGUUAAACACAAAUAUGUUUGUCUCGGGUUCAUGUGAUACAACUGUAAGGCUAUGGGAUCUCAGAAUUGCAAGCCGGGCAGUUCGAACAUAUCAUGGACACGAGGGUGACAUUAACAGUGUUAAGUUUUUCCCUGAUGGUCAAAGGUUUGGUACUGGUUCAGAUGAUGGUACCUGCAGAUUAUUUGACAUGAGAACAGGGCAUCAACUUCAAGUGUACAGUCGGGAGCCAGAUAGAAAUGAUAAUGAACUCCCUACAGUUACAUCUAUCGCAUUCUCCAUAUCAGGAAGACUUCUCUUUGCUGGUUACUCUAAUGGUGACUGUUAUGUGUGGGACACACUUCUUGCUGAGGUAGUGCUUAAUUUGGGAACUCUCCAAAAUUCCCAUGAAGGUCGUAUAAGCUGCCUUGGGCUGUCAUCUGAUGGGAGUGCAUUGUGUACAGGAAGUUGGGACAAAAAUUUGAAGAUUUGGGCUUUCAGUGGACACCGCAAAAUAGUCUGAAGCCCACUGUUCUUGUCUCCAUGUUGUGUGGUCAACUCAGCAGGUUCCUGAAGAUGAAGUUGUUGGUUUUGUAGCAUAGAAUCUUUCUGUAUCAUACCUUAUGUCCAAUGGAAAAUACAGUUUAUCGGCUGAGACUGCACGCUGUGAUGUUGUUGUUACAUGGUCAAGCCAGCGUACUGUUUAUAGAGUUACUAGAAAUCAGCACCCAUGUGAUCUUUUCCUGCCUUUUCUCUGUAACAGUUAUUUCAGCUGUAGAAAAACACUACCUUGACAUGUCUAAUUUAAAACUCAGCUGUCAAUUUGUUCGUUUC